CCGAGAUUGAUUUUAAAACAAACAAUGGGUUCCAUUAAAAUGCUGGUAAUUUUGAUUGUGAUGGUUGCUGUUCUCAAUGUUGGAUUAUGUGACGAAGAAGCUAAGGACCAGCAAAGAGUGCCUCGUCAAUUGGCCAAUGCCCAAAUUCCACCUGUACCCUGGCCUUCUUUAAGUCAAACUCAGCUAGAUGCGAUUCUAAAGGCAGCUCAAGAUGCUAUGAAGCUUUUACAACAGUUACAUAGACCAGCUUGAAAAGUUACAUAUGAUUUUAUAGUUUAAGGACUUAUUUGUUAUUGUACUUUACAGUAAUUGGACUUUAGUAUUGGGUAUUUGUUGAAGGUUGUUUUUUU
This is a messenger RNA of Ceutorhynchus assimilis (cabbage seed weevil), 350 nucleotides long. NCBI's taxonomy places the organism in Eukaryota, Metazoa, Arthropoda, Insecta, Coleoptera, Curculionidae. The record is from the annotation of a GenBank genome assembly.